CUUGCUGAUGACAGCGACGAUGACAAGCGCAUAAGGCAGGCUGAAGUAAGGGCUUCACAGAAACGCCGGCGUGCUCAAUUGGCGAAGAAAAGUUCGUCUCUCCGUCCUCAAAAGCCCUCCACUCCGCCGGUUCCCUCGCUGCCCUACGUCGUUUCUGGUUACGGCACUCCAGUCUCUCCUUCUUAUCCUGCCGUUUCUCUGCCAGGUUCUAAUUUUUCGAAUCCGUUCGGUGCUGUCAAUUGGCCUAAGGCUCACCGUGGUUCGCGUGUUGGCAGUUGCUUUGCUUGUGGUAGUUUCGGCCAUUUCAGGAAUCAGUGCCCCGUCCUUCAGGCGCAGUUUUCAGCUAGCCAACCUGGGAAACGUACGUGAUGGACUGGGAUGUUGGUGCACUCGUCGAGGACACAGAUAAGUUAAGGAACUUUGUUGAAGAUGAUUUUGACUUUUUUGAAUAUGUCGUAGUUCUACUAUCGUUGUAGCCCGUAGGCUAAAAUCUCAUAUUCAGUUUUGGCGUUCUAUAGGUGCCAGUCAAUUUAUUCUAGAUGUUAUCGAGCAUGGUUAUCGUAUUCCUUUCCACUCUACACCCCCUGUUAGUUUUUCUAAUAAUAAUACGUCAGCUUUGGCCCAUUCUGAUUUUGUUAACGAAGCUAUUUCCGAAUUGUUGGUUACCAAUGGCAUUUUUGAAUCGGAGGUCCUGCCCCAUAACGUCAACCCUCUUUCCGUUUCUAUUCAGUCAUCUGGGAAAAAGAGGUUGAUCUUGGAUCUUAGGUUUGUAAAUAAGCAUGUCUGGAAGCAA
Porites evermanni is the source of this 793-nucleotide messenger RNA. The record is from the annotation of a GenBank genome assembly. NCBI's taxonomy places the organism in Eukaryota, Metazoa, Cnidaria, Anthozoa, Scleractinia, Poritidae.